Molecule: messenger RNA, 3753 nt
Organism: Opisthocomus hoazin
Lineage: Eukaryota; Metazoa; Chordata; Aves; Opisthocomiformes; Opisthocomidae
Source: RefSeq, a predicted model, not a curated record
AUGAGUGGAGGAGGGGAGCAGCCUGACAUCCUCAGUGUGGGAAUCUUGGUCAAAGAAAGAUGGAAGGUGUUGAGGAAAAUAGGAGGCGGAGGAUUUGGAGAAAUUUACGAUGCACUGGACUUGCUUACUCGGGAAAAUGUUGCACUGAAGGUCGAAUCAGCUCAGCAGCCAAAGCAAGUGCUGAAAAUGGAAGUAGCUGUGUUGAAGAAAUUGCAAGGAAAAGAUCAUGUCUGUAGAUUCAUUGGAUGUGGAAGGAAUGACAGAUUUAACUAUGUGGUCAUGCAGUUGCAGGGUCGAAACUUGGCAGACCUGCGUCGGAGCCAGUCUCGAGGAACCUUCACUAUUAGUACCACUCUACGGCUUGGGAAGCAGAUUUUGGAAUCUAUUGAAAGUAUUCAUUCUGUGGGAUUCCUGCACAGGGACAUCAAACCGUCUAACUUCGCAAUGGGACGUUUUCCUAGCACCUGUAGGAAGUGUUAUAUGCUGGAUUUUGGCUUGGCACGGCAAUUUACCAACUCAUGUGGGGAUGUCAGACCACCACGAGCUGUCGCUGGUUUUCGAGGAACAGUACGAUAUGCAUCUAUCAAUGCUCAUAGAAACAGAGAAAUGGGUCGGCAUGAUGACCUCUGGUCCCUGUUCUACAUGUUGGUGGAAUUUGUGGUUGGGCAACUGCCUUGGAGAAAAAUAAAAGAUAAGGAGCAAGUGGGCUCCAUUAAAGAAAGGUACGAGCACAGGCUUAUGUUAAAACAUCUUCCUCAAGAAUUCAGCAUCUUUCUGGAUCACAUUUCAAAUUUAGAUUACUUUACAAAGCCUGAUUACCAGCUUCUCAUGUCUGUGUUUGACAACAGCAUGAAAACAUUUGGGGUUAUUGAAAGUGACCCUUUUGACUGGGAGAAGAGUGGAACUGACGGCUCUCUGACAACGACAACAACUUCAACCACACCUCAGUUACACACUCGUCUUACUCCGGCUGCAAUUGGAAUUGCCAAUGCCACUCCUAUCCCAGGAGAUUUGCUGCGAGAAAACACAGAUGAAGUGUUUCCUGAUGAACAGCUCAGUGAUGGAGAUAAUGGUAUUCCAGUUGGUGUCUCACCAGAGAAACUGCCUGGAUCCCCUGGGCAUCAGCGUCCUCAGGAAAAAGACGUUUGGGAAGAAAUGGAUGCAAACAGAAACAAAAUAAAACUAGGGAUCUGUAAGGCUGCCACAGAGGAAGAAAACAGCCAUGGGCCAGUGAAUGGAAUGCUUAAUGCACCAAGUCUUGGUUCUCCGAUCCGUGUUCGCUCAGAGACCACCCAGCUAGACAGAGAUGUUCCACUGGUGCGAAAGUUACGUUCAAUUCACAGCUUUGAACUGGAGAAGCGUCUGACGUUGGAGUCAAAGCCAGACACUGAUAAAUUUCUUGAGACCUGUUUGGAGAAGAUGCAGAAAGACUUAAAUGUUGCGGCAGAGACUCCUGUUGCUGCUGUUCCUCCUCUUUCUCAGAAAACACCCAUCCUGCCUGUUCCUGCCCGCAUGGACCAUGUUUGGCACUAUGAUGAAGAAUAUCUUCCAGAUGCGUCAAAGCCUGUGUCAGCUGGUUCUCCAGAACAUGUUGAUGGGGUUAUUAGCAAUGGAUUUGUAGCUGUCAACUUCAGUUCCUGCAGGCAGGAGGUUGACUCAAAAGAAUGGGUGAUAAUAGAUAAGGAACGGGACUUGCAGGACUUCAGGACAAAUGAGGCUUUAGGGCACAAAACGACUGGAAGUCCCUCAGAUGAAGAGCCGGAGGUGCUACAAGUUCUAGAGGAGUCCCCUCCAGAAGACCAGCCCAGACAGGGUAGCAAGGCAGGAAACAGUGUCCAUGCCAAGAACCAAACCUCAGGGCUGGAGUUUGUUCUAACCAUGGAGUGUCAUCCUGCUGCUUCCGAACAGCUUACAGAUAAAUUGGAACUUCUGUCCGGAGCUGCUGGACAGCUUCUUGCAGCCACGCCUACAAGUCCUAUGGAAGCUCAAGCAGAAGGAGCACUCACUCCGAUAACGAUACCCAGACCUUCAGUGGCAUCCACACAGUCUGCUUCAGAAAGUUUUCAUUAUGGCCACCAGCUGGAGAAAAGAGAGCAGGAUGUUCAGUCUAUGGAACACACCGGGGAACUUUUCUCUCCAAAGGAAAAUUUGCCAGGUUUGGUUGUGACAGAAGACGCACUUCCAGCUAGUGCCAGCAGACCAGAUUUAGUACUUAAUAUCAGCCAAGAGGUGCUUGACAGGGAAGGACUUGUCAAAGAAUGUGUCAGCUUCCUAGAGUCUGGCCAAAAGGAUCUACCUGAACAACACAGUGGGACGCAGAAAGAGAAAGAAGUUGAAAUUGUUCCCAUAGAAGAGGCUGAGGAAGAAAGACUUCCAGUGGUUUCUGAUGACGCCAUUGAAAUGCUAAGCAAAGAACAGAAUUCUUCUUUGCCAGGAAACUCAAAAUCUGCAGAGGAAGAACCUCUAACAAAUACUGAAGCUGCUGAAGAAUCAAAGCCAAGGCCUGUCUGUCUGGUGCCAAAUCAAGAUGAGGUUCUGAAGUCGAUAGCACAUAAAACGUCAGAAUUUUCUCCCUCAAGACUUACCAAACCACAUGUUAAUAGACAGGCAAGCAAAAUGGCACCAGUUCAGGAAAAUGGGUUUCAUUCUAAUAAGGAAGAAGUCCAUAUCCAAGACUUGAAAUGCCACCAAGUGGCCCUUACUACUUUUUUGCACCAGGAGGACAAAAGAGAGAAAAAUGCUCCCAGAAAUGGAGAGCUAUUCCACUGCAUUUCAGAAAAUGAGAAUUCUCAUCGAUCUAAGAAGGACUUAGUUAAAUCGCCUUUUGUAUUCAGGCAGAGCCGAAUCCCAGUUUUAGCACAAGAGAUAGACUCAACGUCAGAGUCCUCUUCUCCCGUUUCAGCAAAGGAAAAGCUUCUUCUAAAAAAGGCCCAUCAGACAGACUUGGUCAGGCUACUUAUGGAAAAGAGACAGCUCAAAUCUUUCCUUGGUGACCUCUCAAGUGCCUCUGAUAAGUCACUGGAGGAAAAAAUGGCUCCUGCUCCAGUACCGGUUUCUGAGGACGAUGUCUUAUCCUCAUUUUCUAGAUUGACACUGGACUCUCAUUUCAGCAAGCAGACGGAAGAUAGCUCUGUAUCUCCAAGCAGCCCUCAGUCCAGAAGAAGCAAGAUUCCAAGGCCAGUGUCCUGGGCAACCACUGAUCAAGUCACCAGUUCAAGUUCAGCUCGGUUCUUUCCUCGGCCACCACCAGGAAAACCGCCUACUAGACCUGGGGUAGAAGCUAGGUUACGCAGAUACAGAGUCCUAGGGAGCAGCAGCUCGGACUCAGAUCUUAUCUCUCGUCUGGCUCAAAUCCUACAGAAUGGAUCUCAAAGACCAAGGAGUACUACCCAGUGUAAGAGUCCAGGAUCUCCACAUAGUCCAAAAACACCACCCAAAAGCCCUGUCAUCCCCCGACGCAGUCCCAGUGCCUCCCCUAGGAGCUCUUCUUUACCCCGUACUGCCAGUUCUUCUCCGUCCCGGGCUGGGAGACCCCAUCACGAUCAGAGGAGUUCAUCCCCACAUCUUGGGAGGAGUAAAUCACCUCCUAGCCAUUCAGGCUCCUCAUCUUCUAGGAGAUCUUGCCAACAAGAGCACUGCUGCAACAAACCAAGCAAGAAUGGUCUGAAAGGAUCUGGCAAUUCCUUCCACCAUUCCCCAAACCCUAAGACUCCCACAGGAAAAAGCAAAUCAACCACUAAGCUUAGCAGAUAG